AUGAAGAACAUAAUUGUGAACCAUAUCGAGCGAGUCGUGUUACUUGUGCUGCUUCUGACACCCUACAGUAUUCGUACGGCCGAAGAAGAGCGCCGUCUUGUUUGUUACUUCACAAACUGGUCACCGAACAGGGCGGGUGAAUAUUCUUACAAUAUCAGUAACAUACCAGUAGAAUUAUGUACGCAUGUGACCUAUAGCUUCGCCGCCGUUGAUGAGAACACUUUCGAAAUCAAACCUACGAACGCAAAGUUUGACAUUCUGCAGGAUGGGUUUAAGAAGUUUUCCGAACUAAAGAAAUCGAAUCCAGGCUUGAAGCUGUCAUUGGCCGUCGGGGGCUGGGCACAUGGUGGUGAACCUUUCCAUAAGAUGGUAUCGUCGUUGGACGGAAGACAAACGUUUAUCUUUAGCGCGGUGCAGUUUAUGCAAAGGCAUGAUUUCGAUGGAAUCGAAAUAGUAUGGUUGUGGCCGGGAAGUCCAGAGCGCGGUGGCACGGAUGACGAUAAGGAUAAUUUCUACCAUCUGAUCGAUGAGAUGAAACGAAGUUUCAGCGAAGUCGGUCGCGGUUCGUGGGAACUUUCGAUACAAGUGCCUCUGGAUCGGUACAGAAUUGGUUUGGGUUAUCACCAGCGACGCCUGUGCCAAGUGGCUGACUAUAUACACAUCGCUGGAUACGAUCUACGAGGGUCUUGGAAUGGGUUCACCGACGUACAUAGUCCCCUAAACAACCGUAUACAUGAUACGGACGGUUUGAAGGAUCUUACCGUUAAAGCAGGGGUACAGCAUUGGAUCAACAAUGGUUGCCCUGCGAGCAAGAUCGUACUUGGAGUUGGAAUGUUUGGUAGGACGCACACUUUGCAGGAUAGCAGUGUUCACGGACUAGCAGCUCCCACAAUCGGACCAGGCGCAGCAGGGCCCUACACGCGCGAAAGAGGUUAUAGAGGAUACUUUGAAAUAUGCUCCGAAUUCAACGAGUCACAAUGGACGGUCGAAUGGGACAUACAAGGUAUGUGUCCAUAUGCUUAUCUAGCAGACCAAUGGGUCGGUUUCGAGAAUGUAUACUCGUUAGAGGAAAAAGCUAUAUAUGCGGAUGUUCAAAAGCUAGCAGGCAUAUACGCUUUUUCGCUUGAUCUAGACGACUAUAGAGGCGAUUGUGCGGUUACAUAUCCUUUGAUGAAAGCGCUUUGGAAAGCAUACAAGCCGAUAAAAAAAGUACCCGUUGAUGAGUUUACAUUUGCCAUUUUUCGCGGGCGCAAUUCUUAA
Anopheles bellator is the source of this 1260-nucleotide messenger RNA. RefSeq names its product endochitinase-like. The transcript is spliced from 3 exons. The coding region runs from base 1 to 1260 and encodes 419 amino acids. Gene Ontology annotation, molecular function: chitinase activity; chitin binding. Lineage: Eukaryota; Metazoa; Arthropoda; Insecta; Diptera; Culicidae. Gene Ontology annotation, cellular component: extracellular region. Gene Ontology annotation, biological process: carbohydrate metabolic process; chitin catabolic process. The record is from RefSeq and is a predicted model, not a curated record.